Hemicordylus capensis (graceful crag lizard) is the source of this 1219-nucleotide messenger RNA. RefSeq names its product centromere protein P (gene CENPP). The record is from RefSeq and is a predicted model, not a curated record. NCBI's taxonomy places the organism in Eukaryota, Metazoa, Chordata, Lepidosauria, Squamata, Cordylidae. Gene Ontology annotation, biological process: CENP-A containing chromatin assembly. The coding region runs from base 160 to 1017 and encodes 285 amino acids. The transcript has 9 exons. Gene Ontology annotation, cellular component: chromosome, centromeric region; nucleus.
UAUUGUGCGCGAUGGUAACGCCUGAAACGCGGCUGAAUUUGGCGGGUUAGUUUGGAGGAGAACAAAAGUGCGCAACUAGUUUGGAGGGGCAGGCAAGGCAGAGGUGAGCUGAGCUCCUAGCAGAAGCCAGCAGAGGACAGCAAACCUGGUGUCUGGGAAAUGAAUAAUAACAUUAUUCAGGUUUAUGAAGAUGAAAUCCAUUCUUUGGAGGAAGAAAUAAAUAACUUAAAAGAAGAAUAUGAAUGUAAUCAACAUGAGUCUAUGGCUUAUUCUGAUAAGGAGAUAAUCAAUGCUAUGAAAUCAUUUAAAAGAAAAUCCCAAGAAGAACCUAAGCAAUAUGGAUCAUCUCCAGAACUGAAAACUCAGCUUGACUUAUUAGAGUCUGAUCUCUCAUUUAUAAUGAAAUUAACCGGCAUUUGGUUCACAAAGUAUUCCAGGAAACCUGUGGAGAAAAGUGAAAGUAAAACUAUAUACAAGUAUAGAUUAUCAGGAAAUUGCCAGACAGUGCCCUUUCAAUUGGAAUUUCAGCUGCUGGAAGAAAACCAGGCUAGCAAAAAUGUGUCUGCUGUUGUUUCUGACCUUAGCAUCAUAAUAGAAUCUGAAGAUCAUUCUGGUUUAACCAAGCUUGUUUCCAGGGUUGAAGAGAGUGGAAAUCUCUUGCUGUUUUUCAAGAGCCUCUCCUGUUUUUCCGAGUGGUAUAAACACCGGAAGCGCACUUUUGCACAUUUCAAGAGAAAGUAUCCUGACAUUGUGGCACUUCCUGAAGGAUCAUCUGGAGACAGCAUGGCCUUAAGGAGUCCUGAACAUUCUGGAUUUGAGUUGAUGAUUAUCUGGAAGAUACAUGUUGACAAAGAAGGAAUAGUGACACCAGUCUUGGAUCUCCUGAACAAAAUACCAAUGCCAGAAGCCAGCAACUUUGCACAAGAAGCUCCCCACUGCUUCAGGAGCCUGCUGCAUGUGCUUGGGAUUGAAGCCUCCAUUGAAGCACUGAUCAAGUCACUUUGCACAGGCAAAUAAGCUACCAGGAUAAUCUUAAGUUAUGCAUCUAUACUUUUAUUGAAUAGAAACAUUAAGUUAUUUUCCAUUUAGAAACCAUAUCUAUAAAACAUGCUAUCUGUACAAUUAUGGCACAUAUAUAUAUAUAUAUAUAAAUUGUCAUGACAAAUAAAUACAGCCAUUUAAAUACAAAAUGCCAAAUAAAAUAUACAAGUAGAGUGAA